Messenger RNA from Pollicipes pollicipes, 767 nucleotides. RefSeq names its product cytochrome P450 3A2-like. Lineage: Eukaryota; Metazoa; Arthropoda; Thecostraca; Pollicipedomorpha; Pollicipedidae. Bases 1 to 747 code for a protein of 248 amino acids. The record is from RefSeq and is a predicted model, not a curated record. The transcript has a single exon. Gene Ontology annotation, molecular function: oxidoreductase activity, acting on paired donors, with incorporation or reduction of molecular oxygen; monooxygenase activity; iron ion binding.
AUGGCCAAGCAGUCCAUGCGCCAGCGGCUGGAGCAUCCGGAGCAGCGGCGCAGCGACUACCUGCAGUUGCUGCUCAACACGCGGCGGGAGGAUGGUCAACGGCGCUGCCUGACUGAUGACGAGAUCAUCGCCCAGUGUCUGCUCUUCUACUUCGCCGGCUAUGACACCACGUCCAAUGCGCUCGCCUGGACUGCACGCCUGUUGGCCUUUCAUCCGCACCAACAGGAGCGCCUGCAGGCCGAGAUCGAUGGCAAGCUGACGUCUAAGGAGGACCGCAUCACCUUCGACAUGGUGAACAGCAUGCCGUACCUGGACAACGUGCUGUCCGAGUCCCUGCGACUCUACCCGAACCCGCAGCUCUCACGCUGCUGCACCAAGUCUUACCACCUUCCUGGCACGGACAUCAUCCUGCCCCAGAACUGCAUGGUCUACGUGAGCCCCUACGGCGUCCAACGCGACCCCGGCCUGUACCCGAACCCGGACGCGUUCGACCCCGACCGCUUCUUGCCCGAGGUCAAGGCAAACCGGCACGCGUGCGCGUGGCUGCCGUUCGGCCAAGGGCCGCGCAACUGCAUCGGCAUGCGGUUCGCGCCGCUGCAGGCCAAGCUGGCGCUGGUGGCGAUCCUACGGCGCUACUCUUUCGUCCCCGGAGCCAGGUCGGGCGGCGCCGUGCCGGAGAUAGAUGCCGCACCCGGCCUGCUCAAGGAGAAGGGCGGUACCUGGCUGAAAGUGGUGAGGCGUGGGUAGACGGCCGGCGACUGCCAGAC